Messenger RNA from Dicrocoelium dendriticum, 3065 nucleotides. The record is from the annotation of a GenBank genome assembly. NCBI's taxonomy places the organism in Eukaryota, Metazoa, Platyhelminthes, Trematoda, Plagiorchiida, Dicrocoeliidae.
AUUGAUCUCGCUAUUGAUCGCUGAAACCACCAGAGUUUCAAAUUCCCAUACCUACAUUCGGGCCUGCCGCGGUAAUUUUAUUAUUGUACGUUAGGUCAUUUUUAUAUCAAUUUAUAGAACUGAUAGGGCUUGGAAUACUGGUAGGAUCACUCGGCUGGAUACUGUCGCAACUCAUCGCUUUCUUUCCGCAUGAUCGCAGCCUAUAACCACUGAACACCUGCAAUCCAGCCCAAACAUGAACUUGGGUUCCAUUAGUGAUCAGCUGCCCACUUAUCCCAACAACAUACAAGGAGAAUUACGUCUCAUUUUGCAAACCAAAGAUGUAUUUCUUGUUUGUUACAAGCACUUGGAAGAAUACAGGAAACUAGUGAAUGAGCAAAAUCGACUAAUCACCAAGGAAUUUGUACAAGAACAGCUUCAAAUUGGGGAGGAUGAAAUAUCCGAACUUAAAAUGGAAUUACAGGAUGCUGAAACAAGGCUAAAUGCAAGACUGCGUCACAAUGAACUGUUGGCUGACCAUUUGGCUAGCUUGGGUUACGCUUCACUGGAGUCGGGAGCCAGUGUGAGACACUUGGCUCUUUGCCGAUCUCCACAAAUGAGAAAAAACAUGCUUGCUCAACGUCAAGGCGGCGGUCUGGGCAACUCUCGACUAUCUGAACCGCGUCCGCCAACUCAUAUGAUCGACAACAUAGCCUUGGCUAUCGCUGAGAUACACCAGGAAGUGAGGUCCAAAGUUAAACCACUUCUUGACUACUACCGGGAUUUGUUUUACCUCCAACUUCACUUCAGUCUUGUUCUUGGACAAGUGUGCAAUUAUUGCAUGCCAUUAGUGACAGAAAACAUCGGCCUCAUUGAUCGGAUAUUUUUUUGGUCCGAACGACCCGAGUUCGACCUAGUACGCAGAGCCGGAGACAUCGGUGAUCGCCUAAAGGAAAUUUACACACGAGCACAAACUGUACUGGGUGUGUUAGCUGAAUCAGUGAGGUUCUUACAGUCCAAAGUGGAAUUGCAAAAAACCUUGGAACAAAGAUUUCAUGAGCGCUUAGACGAACAACAAAAAACCAAAGAUAAAAUCCUACGCGAGGUGCACACGACCAAGCAAAACAUGGAUAUGCUUGAAGAGGAAAACGACAGGCUUGUUGGUAGUUUGGUUAAAGUAGACCCUAGUUUUGUUGACAGUCGACAUUUUUACGAACUCGCGGAAGGAGGCAACUUAGUAGGAGCAAAGAAACCUAAUACUCCGAAAGAAACUGCACAACAUAAUGCAGAAGAAGAAAUGGAUGAAGGGAACGCGGCGGGAGGUAGGAGGCGGGACAGUACCGAAUUUAACCGUGAGACAAACGGAAUGACAAACCGAAACGGUAGAAGAAUAAGGGAUUUGAUGACUCCUUCAUGUUUAGAGAAUGCCACAGAGGAAGUGAAUAACAAUAAAGCAACGAGCCUGGCAAGUGAAAUCACGCCACGUUUAACAGAAAGCAAAUCUAAUAGCAAGCAAAAACUGAAACAGGAAGAAAUGGAUGAGCUCCUAAAAGACCUCAAAACCAAGAUAGCCACAGUAAAAACGCGGGCAAAGGAACCUUCUGGUAUUUAUAAUAAACACAAUGUUGAAAAUUCUGAGACGGUUAGCUCUGUGGGUGACAGUAACGAGACUCAAGGUACCUCAAGAGUUCCUUCGCGUAUUUCUAAUUCCAGAUCAAAGAGUGCAACCAACGGACGUGGCUCACGUAACCGAAGUAAAAGUAGACAGAGAGAAAAUAACUGCCCCACGUCGUCAGCUGGAACUGCUAAAGCAAAAGUUCAGCGUCGCGCGACUAGUGUAGAAAGGCAUACAGCAAGUCCAGCUAUCAGAAGGCGUAGACCAAAAAGUUCUUUGGGGGGGCCCAGGACGCAGGGGGCAGAUGUCGCUCUAGAGGAAAUUACACGACAUCCCAAAAAGAAGACCGGAAAGCGUGAGAAUGAUCUGUAUUCAAGCUCUUUAUCAACACCAGCUGGUGAUAACGCUGACAGUCCCACAAUGUCACCAACUUCCUUGAAAACAAAGUUACUUGGCCGGACAAGAGAUAUAUUUGAAGCUGCAUUUCAUCGGGCGUCAAAGACCAGCAGUGUGGAGCAUGUUAGCAGGAUGGAGGGGAGUGUGGAAACUUCUCAGGCUGCUGGACGAAUAAGCAGUGAAGACCCUAAUAACGAUGGUGUGACCAGUGUCUCCUCAUUUGCCUCCCUUUUGGUUGCUGACUCUUCACUUGGUGAGCCCAGGUUUACCGAACCAGCCGCAAUUAUUCCUCCUAGACAUCGUCGUUCUCUAGAGCCAAAGAAGCUUAAGCGUUCAUCCGAGCAGCCCAGGACGACCAAAAAAGGAACACUACAUAUCCGCGGGCGCUCCAAUCCGAAAUAUAUUGAAGAGAAACCACUUCCUGCCCUGUCUACAGAAACCCUGUUAAUCGAGAGAUCCUCUGACUUGAAGGGUAACUCACUCGAGCAUAACCUUCCACUGAAUGAACAGUCUCCAGUUGAAGUCAAGCACAGAAAAUCUCGCAGAAAAAGAAGUAAAAUCAAUGAUAACUUAGGCAGCUUUCUGGCAGGAUCUACUCUAGGUCCUCUCGAAUCGGUAUCUCAGACAUCGUUACCUUCACUUUUGUAGUCAUGCGCCAGGAAAAUUGAUUUCAGACAAUCAUUAAUGAGUUUGGUAUCGCAAACAUGUGUUGAUCAUUCGCAUGCGAAAUAGCGACCUCCACUUAACCAUGGAGAAAACUGGGGAGGUAAAACAAUUCCGUUUUAUCGGAAGCACGUAAAACGCAACAAGUCAAUACGCUGCGACCUACUUGCACGGAAGAAGUAUAGUUUGUAUACGAAAAUCGUCUCUUACAUACGGAGACCGGAUUCGGGAUGAAGCUCUUCGCUUUCCACCAUCCCUCGCCUUUGUGGACGUGUUUUCACUGUCUAUCAAUAAACUUAAAAUUUUUGUUUUGUCUAAUACUACGUUGUACUAACAACUGUGGAUAUCAACCGUUACGCCAAUAUCUUCACAAUCGAACAGCUGUGAUAUCCAAUAAAGCUUUCGGACCAGG